CUAUACUUCUAUAAAGCCAUCCACAGUACCUAACCUGAUCUUGUCAGUAUAGUAUAUCAUCUAAUAUAAAUAUUGGAUUUUUAUAGUCUGCAAUUGCGUUUUAUUAAUUUUUAUAAUUUAUUAUCAAUCAGACAUUUCUCGCAAAUGAAUAUUUAAUUGUCAUUUUUAUGAAAAAUGACUCGUUUUGUAAGGUAAUAAAUAUAAAUACGCACAUACGUGAUUCCAUUAACAUUGUGGCGACGUUUAUUCGACACACUUGGCCUCGGCUUUAUUCGGCUGAGAAAAAGCAGAACGAAUUUCAUGAACGUUGAACUUUUCUAUUUGUGAAAUUGUGUGAGAUCAUAUGUGUUGCCUUUUUUGUACAAUAAGAAAUUUUGGAAUAUGAUUCUGAGACAUGGCAGAUAAAUUAGGACAUUUAUCAGUUUCAAUUAACUUCAAGCAAACAAGCGCUUUAUUGGAUGAGAUUAUAUAAAGUGGAUAAAAUGAUGCAUUACGGGCCAUGGGGUCAAUAUAAUACAAUAUUGAAUAAUCAUUGUUACGCAGCAUAUAUUGAUACAAUGCCAUCCUAUCAACAUCGUGAUCAAUUAACUGAAGAGGAAAACGAACAGGCUGGUGACGAGACACAUGAUACAAUGACACCUGCUACUUCCGGAGACCGUAGUUCUAGUGCAGAUCUGUUUAGAUUAGAAUUUGCAGCUGCUCAGUGGUCUAAGUUGGUUUCUAAUGCAGAAGGCCUAUUUACAAAACUCAUGACGAAUAAUGUCUUGCCACACACUGAACAGGAUCAAAUUGAGCAGUGGCUGUGCAUGAAACAAGAGUAUGAAGAAUGUAUAGCUAGUGAUGAAACCACUAGUUUGCAAGGAUAUGCAGAGAAUACAAGAAGAUCAUUGGAACGUAUUGAGGAAGUAACUGAGACUGACGAAAAAACGGACGAAUCCGCGAAUCAAGUAAAACUUAAACUUAAUUCCAAUUGUACUUCCAGUUCGGAGAGCGAACUAUCCGAUGCUGAAGAGGACGAAGAUGAAGAUGACGAAGAGGAUCAAAGCGAUGUGAGCUCAGAAAGUCCGGAUUUUUUGGAGAAGUUGGAUGAGUUUAUGAGCAAGUUUAAAAUAGAAACUGAUAUAAUUGUCGGCUCUAAAAAGGAUGAUUUCAAAGAAACAAACAUUGGGCUUACAUCUCCAUCAGUUACAAGAUCCGUAAAUAAUAAUUAUGUACCGGUAGCUCGUCCUAUACCGAUAAGAAAUCCAAAUUCUAGGAGAAAUUCUAUGCUUCCUGGUUCGGACAUGUGCAAUGAAGUAUUAGUCUUCAACGACAGUUUGAAACCUUGCUCUAAUCAAAAUCUUGGAAACCAUAUGUCAGAAUAUACUAAACCAUGUAUGUUAGAUAAUCGUGAAUCGGAAGUUAACAUUAAUGAUAAUGCCAUUAACGAUAGUUUCCUUGCAAUACAAAAUGACAACUCGCGAGAUUUGUUACUGGACGCUCUCAAAAACAUAGAGAUAUCUGAACCUAUCAAGGAAUUAAAGGCUCUAACAUUACAUAAUGAAGCAAAGCAAACACAAGUAAAGAAGAUUCAAUCAAAUUUGGAUGGAGCUCAUAAACGUAUCGAAGAACUGCAGGCGACAAUUAAAAUUAAACAACGUUUUAUAGCGGAUAUGAUUAAGAAUUCUGACACGCGUACUAAUGCAAAACAAAAAUUCCAACGUAAACGCAAUAAAUUGGAAGAAGAGUAUUACAAUACGAGAACACAAUUAGUGCAGGCGGAAAAUGCAUUUAUGUACAAACAGCCUGAGGAAAAGACGUUACACAAGAAAGACAUUGAAGUGAUAAAAAGUAACGCUUUACAUUACGAGAAACGAAUGCUAGAUAUAGACAUGAUAAAGCAAAUUGCGGGUGAUUCAACGAAAAAGAUUCUAGAGCUUGAAGCUUCGCUGAAUACUUCUAAAAAGCAGAUGGAUAAGUUGAAGCGACAACUAAAACGAGAAGAAGAGCGUAAAAAGGAAUUGGAGGAAGAACUUGCAAAGGAUCAACAGAAGAUUCGCGAACUCGAGGAGAAGUACAACUUAACUGCUUCCAAAUUGAAGGAGAUGCAAUCGGAGAGCGAGGAUGAGAGGCAUAAUGCAAAAUCGAAGAUCGAUUGCUUGGAUAAGAAGAAGAACUUGUUGGAUGUAAGUGCGAGAAUAUCUCAUCUGGAUCACGUUUUGAAGGAAAAGUCCAUGGAUUUGGAGAGAACCGCGGAUAUAGACGAAAAGGAGGCUUUACGGCACGAGAUAAGAAAUUUGAGACACACUCGAGAUUGUUUGGUGGACGAGAAAUGCGACUUGGACGAAAAAUUUCAAAAGGAGAGAACUCUGACUACGACCGAGGAACGUAAAUUACUAGAAUGCGGCGAAACUAUCGAGGCUAUCGACGCGAUGAUCGAGCAUAAAAACGAAAUGAUAUGUGGAAGAAAGGACUUCGAUGAGAAUCAGUCUCAACGCGAGAAGGGCGAGAGGAUGCUGAUGGAACGCUUGAAGAAGCUCUCUCACGGCGAGAUAAUAACGUUAUUCAUGAAGUACUUUCGCAAGGUGAUCGACUUGAAGGAGAGUUCGAAGAAUCUGGAAGUUCAGAUAACGGAGCUGGAGGCGCACAUCGCGAAUCAGGAUUGGCGGCUAAUGGAGGCUGAGAAACGAAUGGUCCUGAUGCAGAGGCAGUAUGAGGACAAGUUGCAUUACGUUUUCCGACACAUUGCGGAAGAGACGAGCAGCUCCGGCCACGAGAGGCUGGAUAAGGAUUCCGAACUCGCGAGAUACAAGAAGGAGAACAGGGCUCUGAAGAAGCGUUUGGCGGACGUCGAGGCUCUCCUUAAAGGUACAACACCCCCGCGCACAGCCAGUCCCUGUAGAGCUCUACAGCAGGGAUUGAAACAGAUCGCGCCUAACACUCGUUCGACGACUAAGGUAACCAGACAGCGGAAUAAGCUGAUCAUUCAAAAGACGACUGAUUGCGAUAAAAAGAAAAAGUGACUUUGUCAAUAAACGAGUAAGUUUCCUUUUUUUUGCAUAUUAUCAACGAAUUUUGUUUAAAUUUUUAUAAUGUAUACACUUGUUUUAUAUAUGGUGAGCCUGAUAAAAAGUUCACUAUGUAUUGUCUUAUAUUUUUACAUAAUAUCAAUUCAUUAGUAUUAAAAAUGCGAUAGAUUAUAUAUAGAAUUAAGUUUCGCUUUUUUAAUACAAUGAAAAAGAGUACUUUUUUAUAAUUUAUAUAGAUUAUAAUUUGUGAUAAGUUUUUUUAGGUGUGAAGAGCAAUUAAUACUUAUUCUGUAUUUUUGUAGGAUAUGUAUAUCGCUAAAAGUAUAUUAAUCUUAACAUUUUGUGAAAUGUACCAGUAUGUCAAUAUUGACUGAUUGUGUUAAUAUUAGAUAGGUGUUAAAAUUAGAUUGUUUAAAUAGACAAUUAAUUAGUUUGAUAAUUACACUCGUUGAGAGAUGAAAUUCAUAUUCACGAAUAAGGACAGAUUUACAAUGUACAUUUAAUUACAGGUCAUUGCAUGCAUUUUAUCUCCAGUUGUAUUUAUUACAGGAUAUACAUAUAUAGUCGUAAAUAUUUCAGGCCCAUAUUAUAUAUAUAGUAUAUAAUAUUAAUAUUUAGAAAAAUAAUAGUCAGGAAUCUUAUUCGCGGAAGCGUAUUUGCAUGCUGCUCGUAAUAUCGCAUUAUUAUUUGUAACAAAUAAUUAAUUUCUUUAUUGUGCGUAAAGCACUGAGAUUAGAUAUUUACACGCGGAAAUAGUGAUGCUCAAUUAUAUACAUUAAAUAAUAGCAUUUGAAUUAAUUUUAGCUAAAUAAUUUUUGAAGAUGUAAUGUAGUCAGGCAAUUAUUAUUUUAUAUCAUUGUACUUGGGAUUAGGCCAACAAUUUAACUAUUGACUAGGUAAUUAGUCUGACUAGGACAUAUUAUAAAGUCGAUUCCUUCGACAAUAUCGCAGAUUCUGUCCAAUGAUUGUAUUUCCUGAACGCAAUCGUUGAUAUAUAACAUAUAUAAUAAUCUUACUAUUAAAUCCCAAAGUCACGUCCGACUAUGUUAGUAUUGUUCAAAAAAUACAUUCGAGAUGGACACUGAUCUCCACAUUAACUCUCGCACCACCGAAUUAUUUUUGAAACGCAAAAAUUAUAUCACUUAGGAGAUAUCCAUUUUAGUGAUUUAAAUUUUUGUGUGUGUAUUGGAAACUAAUUAUAUUACUUUU
Messenger RNA from Nylanderia fulva, 4217 nucleotides. It is a transcript of the gene cos, whose product is annotated as kinesin-like protein costa. The record is from RefSeq and is a predicted model, not a curated record. Lineage: Eukaryota; Metazoa; Arthropoda; Insecta; Hymenoptera; Formicidae.